This is a messenger RNA of Linum tenue, 1402 nucleotides long. The record is from the annotation of a GenBank genome assembly. Lineage: Eukaryota; Viridiplantae; Streptophyta; Magnoliopsida; Malpighiales; Linaceae.
CACAGAUCGCUUUACCUUCUUCCUUCCUUCCUUCCUUUCUCCCCUGCCCUGCCCUUCCGCCUUCCCCAAAUUUCACCCCCACCAUAAAAUCACCCUUCUUCUUUGUCCCCCCACUUUUACUUUUACCAUUUCUCGCUUCCCCUCACUUACUCUCAGUACUUGUUGCUUGCUCUCUUUCUGCAUUCCCAACCCAACUCUCCUUCUCUCUAACUCUCUCCUUUUUGUCCUUCUUUUUCUACUUUACUAUUUUUAAAAUAAGUAGGAGGAGAAGAAGAAUGCAUGUUUCUCCAGUCGUUCGUUGUUGAAACAAGAAAGUAAAUAUCUUUCCUUCCAGAGAAGGAAAUGGCCACCGCCCCUGCAUCAGGUUGUUCUCCUCAGUCUUCCUCCGUCAAAUCGUUGCCGCCUCCGUGCCCCAAGUCGCCGCCGGACUACCCUGACUUGUAUGGCAAGCGCAGGGAAUUGGCUAAAGUUCAGAUGCUCGAGCGAGAAAUCAACUUCCUUGAGAUUGAGCGAUUUUGUGGUGGGGAACCCGGACCCUCUGAUACCAACGUAAGACCCACAGCAAACACCCAGUUUCCCUCUUUGUUAACCAGGAUAACGAUCUUCCCUACUAACUUGAACUUCUUUCUUCAUAAAGCAGAAACCGAAAGAAUAGAAGGUCAUGUCGAUUCUGGAAAUGGCUAUGUGGGAUCCCCUGUUUCAACUUCUCAUGGAUUUGUUGCUGCUGCUGCUCCGGAUUCUCUUGCCGUUGUCCGAAUUUGCCUCGCUGCUGCCUCUGCAAUCCCUGCCCUCGUACAUCCAAUUGCUGCUCCAGCCGUCACAGCGGCGGCAGCUGCUGUAAUAACUGCAACAGAUGCCUCCCGCCGCCGCCCAACAAGUGGUGCUGCUGCAGCUGCUUUUCCUCCGCCGCUUCCUGUGGCUGUCGUUUACCCAGCUUCAGAUGCUGUAAAAAGGACGGCAGCGGCGGUAACGAGGAGAGCAAUUCCUGCUGCUGCUGCCCAGAUUUGAGUUCUUGCUGUUGCGCUUUCAAGUUCCCUUCUUUUUCUUGCUGCUCGAAAAAUGGCUGCUGCUGCGACGGCCGCAAUUGCUCUGGUUGCUGCACAUGGAAAAAUGGGUGGUGCUGCUGUCCCAAGGUACGGCGCCCUCGUUGCAAAUGUACAAACAAUCCUUGUAACUGCCGCUGCAGUAAUCCAUGCUGCUGUUCAUUCUUCUGAUGAUUUCCCGAGAAAGAAAAAGAAAGUAGGAAUUUUAUAUAAUUGAUUAGUGGAAGGAAGCGCCCAUGUAACCUUUUAAUAUUUCUCUAUUGGGGGUUCUUUCCUGUGGAUAUUAUGCAUACUCUCAAUGUACAAUUAGUUAACUAAUAAGAUUGGGGUUAUUAAUGAUGAAUAUUGUUUGUGAUUGA